Symbiodinium natans is the source of this 1080-nucleotide messenger RNA. Lineage: Eukaryota; Dinophyceae; Suessiales; Symbiodiniaceae. The record is from the annotation of a GenBank genome assembly.
AUGGCCUCGGCCAGCCGUGUGGACCUCAAUGCGGACGACAAAGGCCUUCGGACCUGUUGGACUUCGUGCAAUGUGCUUCCUGAGUGGCAAGGAGCCAUUCUCCAGCACCACAAGCUUGAGACGCUCGACGACUUCGUCUUCAUGAUCAACAAGCAAGAGUGGGAGACGUCCCUCAAUGCUUUCUGCCAGGAGGUGAACGCUAUCAGGGACAACAGGCUCGCGCUGGCGCGAGUCAAGGCUUCGUGGCAGGCCGGGUCAACGGCCAUCCAGGCAUGCCAGCAGACUGCCAUUAAGCACCAGAGCGACAUGGACCUCGAUGAUCCGUUGCCGGAGGCCACGUUGCAAACUCUGCAACAUGACUGGAAACGAUCGUACCAGUUGGUGAUGGAGCCUCAUCUCGAGCCUGCAGAUAGCUUGAGAGGAAGAGUUUACAGGGAGUUCAAGCGCCGCACAAUGUCUGUCUUGGACGCUCGGAAGAUCAAGACCAUCGUUGCCCAGUCCAUGCCAUCCAGAGAAGAGAACAUUCUCCUUCACACCGGGGUCGUCCUUCAGAUGCACAAAGAGUCUCUCGCGCCUUUGCGCAGCGCCGACAGUGACGGCGUCGAAAGGAAGAUGAUUGGCCUCACCGAGAGCCUCAACUAUGCAGAUGUCAGUUUGCGGAACUGCAUGGAGUUUGGUGGGGGCAGCCUCGCUUGGUAUGAGCGUAACGACAAGCUCACCCGAGGUAAGAUGGCCAGUUUGGUCCGCAGAGGUGAUAAUGCUUGCACGGCGCUGGCGACAGCCCUGCAGGAGACGCACCUCGAGUGGCGAUCGCCGCCAGCUCGGUCCUUGGAGAGCGCAGGUGCCCCUGAGCCCAAGCGUCGUGUCACAGCUGACCCGUCCGCCACCUCGCCAAACAAGGCUCCCCGUUUGCAAACCGUCUCCAUGGCUAAAGGUGGCCGCAAGUUCUGCAAGGCUUACAAUGACGGCAGGGGGUGCAACCGUUCUCCAUGCCCGGACCUUCAUACCUGCGACGUCCGGCUGCCGUCCGGAGCGGCUUGCAACAGCACUCAGCACACCAGGCUGCAGCAUCCUGCCUGA